AUGUUCCGAUUGUUGUUCUUGUUCCUUGGCAUAUUGGUUGUGGUGAGAGGAGAUGCCAACAAAGCGACGACACACACCAAGCGAGCCAUUCGACCAAACCCUCGCAACGGACGAUGGAUCGAUACGUGGGCCUCCAUGCCUCAAUUGACUGAGCCAGCAAACUUGCCGCCUCCACCUUUCAACCAGACUGGUGCUGUAUUUGUCAAUUCCACCAUUCGACAGACGUUGAAGGUAUCCGUGGGUGCAUCCCAGAUCCGUCUCAAGAUAUCAAAUGCUUUCGGUGUUACCAACUUGCCGAUUACGGCAGUCACGGUUUCGCUUCCAGCAAACAAUACUGCCGGUAUCCACCAAAUCCAGCCCAACACCGUGCAAAAGGUCACCUUUUCAGGGAAUAGUUCCAUCUCGAUUCCUAACGGUGCGCUUGCCGUCUCCGACCCUUUGGAUUUCAAAGUCAAUCCUCAGAGCGUAGUGACUGUGACUAUUUAUCUGAAAGAUGGUCAGACUACGAACAGCAUCACAAGUCAUCCAGGCAGCAGGACAACAAGCUGGUGGCAGUUUGGGAAUGCUGUUGAUGCUGCAUCGUUGACCAUCUCUGACCGAGCGAAACAGAGCGCGGCACAUUGGUACUUCCUCUCAAGCAUUGAAGCAUGGGUUCCGCAACACUAUGGCAGUCUUGCUAUCGUAGGAGACAGCAUCACAGACGGGAGAGGAUCUGAAACGGAUAAGAACAACCGUUGGCCAGACCUUCUCCUCGCCCGUCUUCAGAAGGGUCCCUCUACGCGACAUAUCGGAAUCGCCAACCAGGCUGCGGGAGGGAACAGGAUUCUAGCUGACGGUCUUGGUCCUAAUGCACUUGGAAGAAUUGAUCGUGACGUCCUUGCCCACCCGGGUGUUAGAUAUGCCAUGAUUUUCGAAGGUGUCAACGACAUUGGUACGGCCGCUACCACAUCGACAGCACAAGAUGCAGUCUAUGAUAGUCUCACGCAAGCGUAUCGACAGAUGGUGACCCGUAUCCACGCUUUUGGUAUCCCCGUAUUCGGAGCUACCAUCACGCCCUUCAGCGCGCCUGCGAACUUCACGGGUCAGCCAUACAGCCAUCCCGAGAGGGAGAGGACGAGGACGCGGAUUAAUAAUUGGAUACGAAGCAGUGGCGUAUUCGAUGCAGUGGCUGAUUUUGACAAAAUUCUGAGAGAUCCGAACAUUCCGACGCAGCUCAAGUCGGAAUUCGAUAGUGGCGAUUAUCUCCACCCGAGUGUAAAGGGAUAUCAGAGGUUGGCCGACUUGUUCCCUGUGGACGUCUUCGCCGCAUGGGAACAGGGUGCCGAUGAAUUCUUUUAG
Aaosphaeria arxii CBS 175.79 is the source of this 1338-nucleotide messenger RNA. Its product is annotated as SGNH hydrolase. The transcript is spliced from 2 exons. The record is from RefSeq and is a predicted model, not a curated record. Lineage: Eukaryota; Fungi; Ascomycota; Dothideomycetes; Pleosporales. Gene Ontology annotation, molecular function: hydrolase activity, acting on ester bonds. The coding region runs from base 1 to 1338 and encodes 445 amino acids.